Messenger RNA from Schistosoma bovis, 883 nucleotides. The record is from the annotation of a GenBank genome assembly. Lineage: Eukaryota; Metazoa; Platyhelminthes; Trematoda; Strigeidida; Schistosomatidae.
AUGAACAUUGGUUUUAUUGAAGCACGUAAACGUUUCGAUUUCGACUGUGUUAUAUUUCAUGAUGCCGACUUAAUACCAUUGGAUGAUAGAAUACCACAUGGUUGUGAUGAAGAGAUGAUGGAGAGUGUGGUUCAUUUGAGUGUUGGAGUGAGUUCAUGGAAUUAUGUUUUACCUUACCAAUCAUUGAUCGGUGGUGUUUUGAAAAUAUCGACUUCACACUUUAUACAAGUUAAUGGUUAUUCGAAUAGUUAUUGGGGUUGGGGUGGAGAGGACGAUGAUUUGGAGAGGCGACUGAAAGCAUCAAAAAUUAUGUAUAAACACAUUGAAACGUCAAUAGGCAGAUAUCUGGCUCAACCUCACACUAAACAGGUUCGAGCGAAUAGACGUUUAGUACUUGAUUCAUUAAAAAAUGCUGCCAGUCGUAUGUUCACUGAUGGAUUGAAUUCUGUAAAAUAUAAAGUUUCAGCCUAUUCUGAGAAGCAACACUACACACAUUUUUUAAUUACAUUAAAAUAAGUUUUUUUAAGAUUCAAUUGCCUGUUUUUCUUACCCUUAAAUAUUGUAUAACCUAGUUCUUUACACUGUGAGACAAAACUAUUUUUAUAUUGAAUGAUACUUUCAUUUAAGUAUAGAGGUAAUCAAGAAAGAAAACACUGAUGUAUUCUCAAGUUCAACAUUGUUAUAUACACAGUCAAAUCUGUAUAAUAUUCACAAAUGCACAGAAAAUUACAUCCAUAUGUAGAUAACUUAGUAUCAUUGAUGGAUCGAAUAAAAGAAUUUCUAUUCGCUAUUCAUCAUAGCGAUUUGUACAUCAUUUACUUCUGUUGUCUAUGUGUUUAGUUUUCGGUAUGUACUUUCAAACAAUAUUUCAAUUAAUUACUUA